This is a messenger RNA of Aspergillus heteromorphus CBS 117.55, 1018 nucleotides long. RefSeq lists its product as uncharacterized. NCBI's taxonomy places the organism in Eukaryota, Fungi, Ascomycota, Eurotiomycetes, Eurotiales, Aspergillaceae. The transcript has a single exon. The record is from RefSeq and is a predicted model, not a curated record. Bases 334 to 918 code for a protein of 194 amino acids.
CUUCGCACGCGCUGCGAAUCUCCUCUACCAAACGUGCGCGUGUCUCGCUGUCUCCAUGGUAGAAGGCUAGGAGGCAUUCAGUAACGGGCCAUAUAUCGUCCGCAGUCUGAGAGAAGCUCACGCGCAAAAUCAAUGAUGGGCGGGGCACGAGCCAUUUUCAAACCCCGCGAUGCGAGGUGAGUGAGAGCGAGCAAACCUGACGUGCUAAGACUGGUCCGCGGACCCAGAGAAGGUGUCAGAAUAGGAUUUCUGGCUUCAGGGAGACUUCAGCUGGACGUCUGUCGGUCCGCGGGGUAUUAUCGGUGCGGGGCAAGCAGAUCACCGAUUGGGUGGAUGCACAUGAUUGAGCCUGAUCUCUCGAAUCAUUCUCGCACAGGGAAGACCGGCACCAAGCAAACAAGUUCGAGUCAAGCUCGAUCGGACCCAAUGGCUCAGAAUGUGAUACUUUACCUUCUCCUCCCGAGUCGAUUCUGGCAGUCCCUCAACCAUGGGACCGCCGCAGUCCGAUGUAACGUUAACCAGCCCUACGGUAGUCAUGUCUGUUCUUGUCGAUUCGACGGAAGGUUUCUGGUCCCCGAAUGGCAGGAAGUGACAGGCGCUUGGAGAUUUUCACCGAGGCCUUGUUUCCCGGGCCAUGCUGAUUCGAGCCUCCAAACCCAGUUCUACCCGACAGGCGGCGAUCGCAACCCUACCCCUAGUACCGGCAAGAGACUCAGCUCCCUCGAAGCAGGACUGACUUUCCUCCAGUCAGACUUCCGGUGCCCACGGUUCCGAGACGCACGACACAUCCCACAGGCAGUCCCAAAGCUAGCUGACAAAAAUAGAAACUUCACCAAACACCCUUGCAAACCUCUCAGAUCUAGUACUCCCUACAUAGCAUGUUUAGCCUUUGGCCAGACGCAUUCUUGUGCAACGUGAGGUAUUUUAUCACAAUCACAAAUCUAUUGUCAUUGACGUCGACGCGCCAUGUACAGUUUAUAUACAACCAAAAAAAAAAAAAAAAAAAAAAAAAAAAAAA